Messenger RNA from Mya arenaria, 4874 nucleotides. Its product is annotated as DNA-directed RNA polymerase III subunit RPC2-like. Gene Ontology annotation, molecular function: DNA-directed RNA polymerase activity; DNA binding; ribonucleoside binding. Bases 73 to 3471 code for a protein of 1132 amino acids. Gene Ontology annotation, cellular component: RNA polymerase III complex. The transcript is spliced from 28 exons. Gene Ontology annotation, biological process: DNA-templated transcription. NCBI's taxonomy places the organism in Eukaryota, Metazoa, Mollusca, Bivalvia, Myida, Myidae. The record is from RefSeq and is a predicted model, not a curated record.
CCUUUUUCAAAAUGGCUGCGUCCCUGAAUUUCUGACCAUUUCAUCAUCAGUAUCGUUCCUAAAGCUUUAAAGAUGGGUGACAUGACAAAUAUCGAUAAGGAGGAUUUGACUGCACCUGUAAAGAAUAUAGAGGACAAAUGGAAGCUCCUGCCGGCUUUCCUGAAGGUGAAGGGACUGGUGAAGCAGCACAUAGAUUCCUUCAACUACUUCAUCAAUGUCGAUAUAAAAGAGAUUAUGAAAGCCAAUGACAAGAUCACCAGUGAUGCAGACCCAAACUUUUAUAUGAAGUACUUGAACAUCUAUGUCGGUAUGCCGGACGUUGAGGAAGGCUUCAACAUAACCAAGCCUAUUUCCCCACAUGAGUGCCGGUUGAGAGACAUGACAUAUUCAGCCCCGAUAACUGUGGACAUAGAAUACACGAGGGGCAAUCAGCGCAUUGUCAGGAAUAACCUUCCUGUUGGAAGAAUGCCGAUUAUGUUGCGGAGCUCUAACUGCGUUCUCAACGGAAAAAGCCCAGCAGAGAUGGCCAAGCUGAAUGAGUGCCCCAUGGACCCAGGUGGCUACUUCAUUGUCAAGGGUACGGAAAAGGUCUGUCUUAUUCAAGAGCAGCUCUCCAAGAACAGAAUGAUUGUUGACACGGAUGUUGGUCGCAAGGGAACAGUUGUCUGCUCCGUCACAAGUUCCACACAUGAGAGGAAAACCAAAACAGAUGUAAUUGUGAAACAUGAAAAGUACUACAUCAAACAAAACUCAUUCACAGAGGACAUUCCGAUAGCAAUCCUGUUCAAGGGCAUGGGGUUUGAGUGUGAACAAGAGUUUGUGCAGAUGAUCGGCAGUGAGGAGGAGGUACUGGCUAUGAUUGGUCCAUGCUUAGAGGAGUGUCACCGUGCCGGGGUCUUUACACAGCUACAGGCCCUGAAGUAUAUUGGCACAAGGAUACGCCAGCGUAGAAUGUGGGGUGGCCCAAAAAAGACGAAAAUAGAUGAGGCUCGGGAUGUACUUUAUGGCGUUAUUCUCUCACAUAUACCGGUUGUGGACUGGAACUUCAAGAUGAAGGCAGUGUACCUGGCUUUAAUGGUUCGUCGGGUCAUCCAAGCCCAACUUGGCAUCGUCAAGGCCGACGACAGAGACUACUACGGUAACAAGAGACUGGAGCUGGCUGGAUCACUCGUCUCACUUCUGUUUGAAGACUUGUUCAAGAAAUUCAACAGUGAGUUGAAGAGGAUUGCUGAUAUAACCAUACCCAAGCCGCGGGCAGCGCAGUUUGACAUUGUGAAGCAUAUGCGCCAGGACCAGAUCACCAAUGGGCUGGUGAACUCUAUAUCUACAGGCAACUGGACAAUCAAGCGUUUCAAGAUGGACCGCUCUGGUGUGACCCAGGUGCUGUCGCGCCUCUCUUACAUCUCCGCUCUUGGCAUGAUGACACGUGUUUCCUCACAGUUUGAGAAGACGAGGAAAGUGAGCGGUCCUCGUUCCCUGCAGCCAUCACAGUGGGGCAUGUUGUGUCCGUCAGAUACUCCAGAGGGGGAGGCUUGCGGGCUGGUUAAGAACCUGGCAUUGAUGACUCACAUAACGACAGACCAUGAAGAGGCCCCGAUUGUCCGUCUGGCAUUUAACCUUGGAGUAGAAGAUAUACAGCUACUCAGUGGGGCAGAGAUCACAAGCAAACAUGUCUUCACAGUCUUCCUCAAUGGUAACAUUCUUGGUGUAAUAAGCAACUACAAGAAGCUAGUACGCACAUUCCGACUGAUGCGAAGGGCAGGGUACAUCAACGAAUUUGUCUCCAUCUGCCCGAACCACACCCAUAGAUGUGUCUACAUCUCCUCAGAUGCUGGUAGAGUCUGCAGACCCUACAUCAUAGUACAGAAGUGUAAGCCACUUGUCACCAACAAACACAUAGAGGAGUUAAACCAGGGGUUCCGCUGUUUUGAGGACUUUCUUAAGGAGGGACUGGUGGAGUACCUCGACGUAAACGAGGAAAAUGACUGCAUGAUUUCUCUAUAUGAGAAGGAAAUCAACCCGUCCACAACUCACCUUGAGAUUGAGCCGUUCACAAUUCUGGGUGUGUGCGCGGGUCUCAUCCCUUACCCCCACCAUAACCAGUCCCCCAGGAACACCUACCAGUGUGCUAUGGGCAAGCAGGCCAUGGGCACGAUAGGGUACAACCAGAGGAACAGAAUCGAUACACUCAUGUAUCUGCUGUGUUACCCACAGGCUCCACUAGUCAAGUCAAAGACUAUAGAGUUGAUCAACUUUGACAAGUUGCCAGCCGGCCAAAAUGCUACUGUAGCUGUGAUGUCGUAUAGUGGUUAUGACAUUGAGGAUGCUCUGGUCAUCAACAAGGCUUCCCUUGACAGAGGUUUUGGUCGCUGCCUAGUGUACAGAAAACAGAAUGCCACGUUACGUCGCUAUGCCAACCAGACGUUUGACAAGGUGAUGGGUCCUAUGGUGGAUGCCAACACGCGCAAACCAAUAUGGCGGCACUCGGCACUAGACUCUGAUGGCAUAUGUGCACCAGGUGAAAAGAUAGAGAACAAGCAGGUGUUUAUCAACAAGUGGAUGCCAACAAUGACCAACAGCCCCCUGACAUCCGACGAUCCAGAGAAACAGACAGACUAUAGGGAGGUCCCCAUAGCGUACAAGGGUCCUGUGCCUUCUUACAUAGAGAAGGUUAUGAUCACGUCAAACACAGAGGAGCCGUUUCUAGUCAAGAUGUUGCUGAGGCAGACACGUCGGCCAGAGAUUGGUGACAAGUUCAGUAGCAGACAUGGACAGAAAGGUGUUUGUGGACUCAUUGUCCCACAGGCAGACAUGCCCUUCAGUGACCUUGGCAUUUGUCCAGACAUUAUAAUGAACCCCCAUGGGUACCCCUCACGUAUGACGGUGGGUAAACUGAUGGAGUUGCUGGGCAGCAAGGCCGGGGUCCUGGACGGCAAGUUCCAUUAUGGCACAGCCUUUGGUGGUGACAAAGUGGUCGACCUGUCUGCAGAUCUGAUUCGACAUGGCUUCAACUAUCUAGGAAAGGAUUAUGUAACAUCUGGUAUCACUGGUGAGCCACUGUCAGCGUAUAUCUACUUUGGCCCAAUCUACUACCAGAAACUAAAACACAUGGUGCUGGACAAGAUGCAUGCACGUGCCAAGGGUCCGCGUGCAGUACUCACCAGACAGCCAACGGAGGGCCGCUCGAGGGAUGGGGGUCUCAGGCUUGGUGAAAUGGAACGUGAUUGUCUGAUAGGAUAUGGGGCCAGUAUGUUACUGCUAGAGCGAUUAAUGAUCUCCAGUGAUGCAUUCGAGGUUGAUGUCUGUGAGCAGUGUGGCCUGCUAGGAUACCUUGGCUGGUGUCAGUACUGUAAAUCUUCAAAGAAUGUAUCAACCCUGAAGAUGCCAUACGCCUGCAAACUGUUGUUCCAGGAACUACUUUCUAUGAAUAUUGUGCCCAGACUGUCACUUAAGCGUUACAAUGAAGUCUAGCAUAAGUGAAAUUACCGUUUAUGUCAAGAAUACACCUACAGAAGACACAGUACACCCGUAAACAGUUAUUCAAGGAACUACUUUUGUGCCCAGAUUAUCGCUCAAGCGGUACAAUGAAGAUUACCAUAGUGUUUGUGCAAUUCACAUAAGUGUCAAGAAUACAUCUACAGAAGACACAGUACACCCGUUGACUGUUGUUAUUCAAGGAACUACUUUUGUGCCCAGAUUAUCGCUCAAGCGGUACAAUGAAGAUUACCAUAGUUUUUGUGCAAUUCACAUAAGUGUCAAGAAUACAUCUACAGAAGACACAGUACACCUGUUAACUGUUAUUCAUGGAACUACUUUUGUGCCCAGAUUAUCGCUCAAGCGGUACAAUGAAGAUUACCAUAGUGUUUGUGCAAUUCACAUAAGUGUCAAGAAUACAUCUACAGAAGACACAGUACACCUGUUAACUGUUAUUCAAGGAACUACUUUUGUGCCCAGAUUAUCGCUCAAGCGGUACAAUGAAGAUUACCAUAGUGUUUGUGCAAUUCACAUAAGUGUCAAGAAUACAUCUACAGAAGACACAGUACACCUGUAAACAGUUGUUCAAGAACUACUUUUGUGCCCAGACUAAGGCUCAAGUGAUACAAUGAAGUCUAGUUUUUGUGCAAUUAAAUUAAUGUCAAGAUUAUGCCUACUGAAGAUGCAUACGCCUGUAAACUGUUGUUCAAGGAUCUACUUUACUGCCCAAAUUUUCGCAUAAGCGUUACAAUGAAGUCUAGUUUUUGUGCAAUUAACAUUAAUGUCAAGAUUAUGCCUACUGAAGAUGCAUACGCCUGUAAACUGUUGUUCAAGGAUCUACUUUACUGCCCAAAUUUUCGCAUAAGCGUUACAAUGAAGUCUAGUUUUUGUGCAAUUAACAUUUAAGUCAAGAUUAUGCCUACGGAACAUACGCCUGUAAACUGUUGUUCAAGGAACUACUUUACUGCCCAAAUUAUCGCAUAUUAGCGUUACAAUGAAGUCUAGCUUUUGUGCAAUUAUCUUCUGAUUCAUAUAUAUUGGGAGAAUAACCAUUGUGCACUGUCAUUUACUAUACAAUGUAUUAUGAGUCUGUUUUUUGGAGACAAAAUCAAUGUGUUAUAUCCUUGCUGAUACCACUGGCACCUUGGUUGAGUUUCUAACAACUCUGUCAUAUAAUUACCAAGUCCCAUACUAUAUUAAUUGGAUUUAAUCCUCAUAGGCAAAUUGAAGAAAAGGGAUUGUGUUUUAUAUAAUGAAGAAAAUACAUUGGUGCAGUUAUUUUUAUGGUGUACCUAAUCAUAAUGUAUGUGAUGUCAUUGUUAUACAGUGUAGUAUUUGGAGAAAAUCCAAGGGAUGGAUGCUUUGUUGGAGAUUUCCGUUAAAAAUAAAUAUGAAAAAAA